Messenger RNA from Theobroma umbraticum, 4157 nucleotides. RefSeq lists its product as uncharacterized. Lineage: Eukaryota; Viridiplantae; Streptophyta; Magnoliopsida; Malvales; Malvaceae. Gene Ontology annotation, biological process: peptidyl-threonine phosphorylation; peptidyl-serine phosphorylation. Gene Ontology annotation, molecular function: protein serine/threonine kinase activity; ATP binding. The record is from RefSeq and is a predicted model, not a curated record.
UGGAGUGUGGCUAUGGAAUCCAAAGCCAACAACAGAGAUUGGCGUGACUGCUCUAGUUCUUCUUCGAUCUGUUAUCUGGGAUAUUUCUAGGGUUUUUGGUUGGAGCUCUGGAUCUUGUCCUCCCUCGAUUUGAUUAACGAGGUUUGGUGGAUUCUUGCUUCUAGUACCUGUUUCUAGAUCAAUAGCACUUCAUAAUGACAGAGCCAAGCUCAGUAGAUGUGAUUCUGGACUUUCUGAGGAGAAAUCGCUUCACAAGAGCUGAGGCAGCUUUGCGGAGUGAGCUCGGUAACCGCCCUGAUUUGAAUGGAUUCCUUCAGAAACUUAACCUUGAAGAAAAGGAUUCUGGCAAGGUACUAGAAGAAGAGAAUGGGAAAAAAACAGUGGGCGAAAGUCAUGGCUCGGGUUCUCGAAAUUGUUGUGAAGUUUCUAGGGAACUUAUAGUGAAAGAGAUUGAGUGUGGGGCGGGCAGAAAUGGGUCUGAAAGCAAAUGGAGAAAUGCUGCUUCCACUGGGGAGCAUAUUAAACCUAAUGAAGCAAAAGUGACAAGUGAUAAGGGUUUCACUUUCUCUAAAAGUUCAGAGGACACCGUACUCAAAUUGCAGUCAUGGAACUUCAAUCCCAGCAAUGGUCCUGAUCUGUUCAAAAAUGAUGGAUUUGUUAGUAGCACUAGCUUUUCAGAGCUAGAGAUACCAGAUCAGUCAAGAUACCGUACGGCUGAUGCUCCUGACACUGAUAAAGCAAAUGUUAAAUCUGGAGAAGAGAUUGUCUACUCUGGUGAAAUGAAAACAACAUGGCUUGGAAAUACUAGCAAAGCUAAUGUAGAAUCGAAGUAUGACAAGAUUCAUACCAGUGAAACUAAGGAGCUUGAUCAGCAAUUUAAGACUGGCAGUGCAUACUAUAAGGAAAACUUUGCUGAUAACAGCACGUGGUGUAGAAGUGAGGAACCCACAAGUUCAUCUUCAGAGUUAUGGAAAGAUUGUUCUGUCAAGACUGUUUUUCCAUUCCCUAAGGAAGAUGCUUCAAUCGGUUAUGAUGCUGCUACUGGUUCAGAGAAGAGAGAAGGAAAGAAGAAAGCAGAUGCAAUUGAUGUUAGGGCAGCAAUUAAAGAACAGGUGGAUGAGGUUGGAAGAGCUUUAUUUUUUGGGAAAUCGCAAGGGAGUUCUGAGCAAAAAGGUAUAAGUGGGUUGGCCUUCCCUCUAGCAUCUGAUAAUUCAAAGGAAGAGUUUCCUAGGCUGCCACCAGUUAAACUUAAAUCAGAGGAGAAGUCUUUGAAUGUUAAUUGGGAGGAAAAAUAUGAACGUGAUGGCCCAGGCGCAAAGCUCACUACUGCUGACAGUACCUUCCUUAUGGGGUCAUAUCUGGAUGUUCCCAUUGGGCAAGAAAUAGACUCUUCUGGUGGGAAAAGGACUGGUGGAGGCAGUUGGCUUUCUGUGAGUCAGGGCAUUGCAGAAGAUGCAUCUGAUCUGGUUUCAGGUUUUGCUACUGUUGGUGAUGGAUUAAGUGAAUCUGUUGAUUACCCAAAUGAGUAUUGGGACUCUGAUGAAUAUGAUGAUGAUGACGAUGUUGGAUACAUGAGGCAACCUAUUGAGGAUGAAGCCUGGUUUCUGGCUCAUGAAAUUGAUUAUCCUAGUGACAACGAAAAGGGAACCGGGCAUGGGAGCGUGCCAGAUCCGCAAGAAAGAGGUCAAACCAAGGAUGAAGAUGAUGAUCAAUCAUUUGCAGAGGAGGAUUCUUACUUCUCUGGUGAACAAUAUUUCCAGGCAAAGAAUGUUGAACCUGUUUCAACUUCAGAUGAUCCUAUAGGACUAUCCAUAACUGAAAUGUAUGGGAGGACUCAUGAGAAUGAUUUAAUUGCCCAAUAUGAUGGACAAUUAAUGGAUGAAGAAGAGCUUAAUUUGAUGCGUGCUGAACCUGUUUGGCAGGGAUUUGUCACACAGACAAAUGAACUUAUCAUGCUAGGGGAUGAAAAAGUUCUCAAUGAGCAUGGGAGAUCUCGGCUGGAUGAUAUUUGUAUCGAUGAUGAUCAGCAUGGUUCUGUUAGGUCUAUUGGUGUGGGAAUCAACAGUGAUGCUGCUGAUAUUGGCAGUGAAGUACGUGAAAGUUUAGUUGGAGGUAGUAGUGAAGGGGAUUUAGAAUAUUUUCAUGAUCAUGACGUUGCUAUUGGAGGGUCCAGACAAAGUCAUCAAGAGACAGACAGGAAAUAUAUUGAUAAAUCAAUUAGGGAUAAAAGGAAAACCAACAAAAAUGAUUCCAAUAAAUAUGUUAUUGGAAAUGAUAAAGGUGCCUGUCCCCAGGUGAAGAAUAUUGCAGAUGGGGGAUUUUCUUUUCCUCCACCUCUAAGGGAUGGCCAGUUGGUGCAGGCAGGCUCUAAUAAGUCUGUGUGGUCAAGUAACUGCAAUGCUGGUGGUGAUGAACAUGAUGACUGCUUGAAUGCUUUGAUGGCGUCUGAUGAUAUGCUUGCUACAUGGAGACGGAAAAGCAGUGAUUCUUCAACUGUCAAAAGUUCUAGGGAUGAAAACAAUGCCAAUGCUGCAAGAUCAGCAACUUCUAGUCCUUCAACUCUCUCUAAUUAUGGUUAUGGUGAACAAGAGCAGACCAAGAAAGAAGAGGAUGAGAAAAUCAGUGGUGUGAGGGAAGGGGAUCCUGGGGUAUCACUUGAGGAUGAAGAGGCUGCUGCUGUCCAAGAGCAAGUGAGACAAAUUAAAGCGCAGGAGGAGGAAUUUGAGACCUUCAACCUCAAGAUUGUGCAUAGGAAAAACAGAACUGGAUUUGAGGAGGACAAGAAUUUCCAUGUUGUUUUGAAUUCUGUUCUAGCUGGGCGCUAUCAUGUCACUGAGUAUCUUGGAUCAGCUGCUUUUAGUAAAGCUAUACAAGCACAUGACCUGCACACAGGAAUGGAUGUCUGUGUGAAAAUUAUAAAGAACAACAAGGAUUUUUUUGAUCAAAGCCUUGAUGAGAUUAAGCUUCUCAAGUAUGUUAACAAACAUGAUCCUGCAGAUAAGCACCACAUUCUCCGAUUGUAUGAUUACUUUUACUACCGAGAGCAUUUGCUAAUAGUCUGUGAACUUCUCAAGGCAAACUUAUAUGAGUUUCAUAAAUUUAAUAGGGAAUCAGGUGGAGAGGUUUACUUCACAAUGCCGAGAUUGCAGUCAAUUACUAUUCAGUGUUUGGAGGCUCUCCAGUUUUUGCAUGGUCUUGGCCUGAUACAUUGUGAUCUCAAGCCAGAAAAUAUAUUAGUAAAAAGUUAUAGUAGAUGUGAGGUGAAGGUGAUUGAUCUUGGGAGCAGUUGUUUUGAGACAGAUCACCUAUGCUCCUAUGUUCAAUCCAGGUCCUAUCGUGCGCCAGAGGUUAUCCUAGGACUUCCAUAUGAUAAGAAGAUUGAUGUAUGGUCACUUGGCUGCAUCUUGGCAGAACUCUGUACUGGCAAUGUCCUAUUCCAAAAUGAUUCACCUGCAACAUUACUUGCAAGGGUAAUUGGAAUCAUAGGUCCCAUUGAACAAGACAUGCUCGCCAAAGGACGGGAUACAUACAAGUAUUUUACCAAGAAUCACAUGCUUUAUGAACGCAAUCAGGAGACCAGCAGACUAGAAUACCUGAUACCCAAGAAGACAUCCUUGAGGCAUCGGUUGCCCAUGGGGGACCAGGGUUUCAUUGAUUUUGUUGCUCAUUUGCUCGAAGUAAACCCAAAGAAGCGCCCUUCUGCAGCAGAGGCUUUGAAGCACCCAUGGCUAUCAUACCCGUAUGAACCCAUAUCAGCUUGAGUGCUCUGAAGAUUUGCUUGGUGGCGGUUGUGUGCUUCAAUUCAGCUGUCAGUUGUUGACUGGGGAAGGAGCUGUAUUUAUUGCUGACUGAAAUUGGUUAAUCCAUUUGAAGUGAUCUCCAUGGAAGUUUUUCCCCAUCACAUGCCUGCAAAAUGCAUUCAAAGGUGUGCUUGGUUUUGUUUGCUGAUAUAUAUUUUCUUCCCCUUGCCAAAAGUAGUAUUUCAAUGUACCAUUGUGAAGGAUGUAAUUUUGGAACAGUGUAUUCCUAGGGUUUCCUUCAUCACUUAAUUUAAUCUGGUGGAGGGGGAAUCUAAUCUUGUUGUACAUGAUGUGUGAUAAUUCUUUUAGGUUAUUUAGUAAUAGCUUGUGAAGUAGCUGGUAACCAAAUUUUGGAAA